Anopheles funestus (African malaria mosquito) is the source of this 1864-nucleotide messenger RNA. Its product is annotated as ras-related protein Rab-35-like. The transcript is spliced from 4 exons. Lineage: Eukaryota; Metazoa; Arthropoda; Insecta; Diptera; Culicidae. The record is from RefSeq and is a predicted model, not a curated record. Gene Ontology annotation, biological process: protein secretion; regulation of exocytosis. Gene Ontology annotation, molecular function: GTP binding; GTPase activity. The coding region runs from base 383 to 991 and encodes 202 amino acids.
AUCGGUACGUGUGUGUGUGUGUGUGUAGGGCAAGGAAUCAUAAUUGUGACAAAAUUGUCUUAUGAUGUGAUUGCUGUCUCGCUGUUUUUUUGUGUUCCCUGCUCGUAAAAUCCGUUUUUCUUGUGUUUUCCUUUCGUUUCGCCGCAAUCCGGUGUAUCUGUGCGUGCGCUAUUCGCGACCUGCAGUAACUCGCAUCCCGGAUGAUAUGUUUUCUGUUGUGUUCGGUUGUUGCUGAUCGAUAGAAAACACCGAUUAGCUGGUGUGUGGUUUGUCGGAGCACAGGGCAAGAGAAGGAACCGGAAAGGAACCGUUCCCAGCAUACAUAGGGGGUGCGAGGUUGUGCGUGUCUCUGUAGAAGCGCAGUUAAGGAAGUGAUCCGAUAAUGGCCCGCGAGUAUGAUCAUUUGUUUAAAUUGCUUAUUAUUGGCGACAGCGGCGUCGGCAAAUCUUCGCUGCUGAUACGGUUCUCCGACAAUACAUUCUCCGGAAGCUAUAUCACCACCAUUGGGGUGGAUUUCAAGAUACGCACAGUUGUGAUUAAUGGCGAACGGGUAAAGCUGCAAAUCUGGGACACGGCCGGACAGGAACGGUUUAGAACGAUCACCAAUACCUACUAUCGGGGUACACACGGCGUUAUCGUGGUGUACGACGUGACCAAUGGUGAAUCGUUCGGAAACGUGAAACGUUGGCUGCAGGAGAUCGAAUCUAACUGUGACAUAGUCAAUAAAGUACUAGUUGGCAACAAAAAUGAUGAUCCAACGCGCAAGGUAGUUACCACGGAGGAUGCGGAACGUUUCGCCAACCAGAUGGAGAUCAAGCUGUUCGAAACAUCCGCCAAAGAUAACAUCAACGUGGAGGAGAUGUUCCUCGCCAUCACCGAACAGGUGCUGAGGCACAAGAAACAAACGCAGAAACAACAGCAAUCGGAAACGAACAACGAUACGGUACAGCUUAAAAAGGGUACUCACAAAAAGAAAAACAAAUGUUGCUAAUAAUCCGAUCGCUGGUUGGGAGGCGUUUUUUUUUCGGCUUAUUUGCGCUGUGGCACUUCAUCGUGAUCAUGCGGCAGAAGUAGUGUGGUCGUUUGCCAAUUUUGUGUUUGUUUCUUUUCGUUUCUGUAACAUAAUCACUGCGGCUAUCGCCUCAACAAUUACUUUCGUACAAGUAAGGAAGCGUGCGAGCGAGUGCAGUUUGUGCUUUUAUCGUAAGUGUGCGUACUACGCAAAGAGCUAGCAAAUGCUUUAGGACCGGUUCCAAAUUUUUAAAAACACACUCAACGGUGUGAACGACUCGGUAUGGAAGGAUGCCUACCGGUUGCGAUAAACAUGAUAUUGAUUGGCCUCGAUAGUAUUGAACGAAAGAGACUGGAGAAAAGCUACAUAGCCUGUGCGCUCUCAUCGAGCGCAUCGGCACAUUAUGCGCCACGAGCUAACUAUAGAACCAAAAGCGCACCAUUCCACAAGUGUGGCCCGAGUUAUUGUCGGAUGUGGGUUAUCUGUGGGUCAUUUUGUUUUUUCCUCGUAGUAGUAGAAGUACCUCGAGUCUUGCGCCAAACAAAUUGAAAACUCCCAUUGCCCAUCUCCACGUAUCCCACCAUUAGCCACAACCAGCUGCCGCAAACCAGAAUACCCAAGAAACAACACUUCUCAACGUUCUUUCCAACAACCUAUAAGCGUAAUAAGUGUAACGGUAAUAAUAAUAACUAUUAUUAUGAUAAUUGUAAAAUGCUUCUUUAUGAUUUUCUUGAUUAUACAUAUAUUUAAUGAACAGCCGAGCCGCGAUCGCACCCGCGAUGAAACAAAUCAAAGCUUAACGAAAAAUUGUAUAAAAAUGGAAACUAAACGAACAGAAAACAACACUAGAAA